ACCUGGUGAUGCCUUGGGCAUCUAGUUUGAACAUCUUUACCAGGGGCAGACGUGAUCAACUUUGAUGGACAAGGCGUCAUUUCAUAUCGUUUCAAGGUGAAGAAGAUGAAAAUCAUCAAAGAUGUAAUAGCAUUGAGGUUUAAGACGUCAGAGAGCGAUGGUGUGAUUCUUCAUGGGGAGGGCCAACAGGGAGACUACAUAACACUGGAGCUUCAUAAGGCCAAACUACUCCUGCAGAUAAACUUGGGCAGUAAUCAGUACGGCUCUAUCCUGGGUCAUACUUCUGUGACCACCGGCAGCCUCUUAGACGACAAUCACUGGCACUCAGUGGUGCUUGAACGCUACCGUCGUAAUGUCAACUUCACCUUGGACGGACACACUCAGCACUUUAGAACCAACGGAGAGUUUGACCACCUGGACUUGGACUAUGAGUUGAGUUUCGGUGGGAUGCCGUACAGCGGGAAGCCGCUGGGAGGAGGCAGGAAGAACUUUAAAGGCUGCAUGGAGAGCAUCAACUACAACGGAGACAACAUCACAGACCUGGCCCGGAGAAAGAAGCUCGACACCUCCAGCUUCCGUAACCUGUCCUUCUCCUGCGUGGAAACCCACUCCUUCCCAGUCUUUUUCAACGCCACCAGCUUCCUCCAGCUGCCGGGCCGAGCCAAUCACAACACGAUAUCUGUCAGUUUCCAGUUUCGUACGUGGAACCCUGAUGGACUCCUUCUCUUCAGUAAUCUUUACGACGGCACUCUGGAGAUCUCCCUGGAGGAGAGCAAGGUGGUGGUUCAUGUCAACGUGACAAAGGGGACCAGCAACAACCGAGUCGACUUAUCAUCAGGAUCAAACCUAAAUGACGGGCAGUGGCACUCGUUACGUUUGGUGGCUAAGGAGAACUUUGCCAUGUUGACGAUAGACGGCGAGGAGGCGUCUGCUGUGCGCUCCACGUCACCGCUUAGCAUCACCACGGGAGGAACCUAUCACAUGGGAGGUUAUUUCCUCCAGACCCUGCUCUCCCCGUUCCACCGCUCUUUCCAGGGCUGCAUGCAAGCAAUCCUGGUGGACGACCAACUGGCUGAUUUGCACGCAGUAGAGAAAGGCACCAUGGGAGCUUUUGAGAACGUUAGCCUGGACAUGUGUGCAAUCAUAGACCGAUGCAUGCCUAAUCACUGUGAACAUGGUGGCCGUUGUAAACAGACAUGGGACAGUUUCAGCUGUACCUGUGAUGGGACAGGAUACACAGGAGCCACCUGUCACUCAUCUAUCUAUGAGCCAUCCUGUGAGGCCUAUAAGCACAUGGGGAGGUCCUCUGACACCUACUGGAUCGACCCUGAUGGCAGCGGACCCCUUGGCCCUUUUAAAGUCAACUGCAACAUGACAGAGGAUAAAGUGUGGACAACAGUGAUGAACAACCUGCCUCCAAAAACCACAGUGACUGGCUCCAGUAGAGAGAGACGGACGGUUCUACAGGUGAACUACAGCGCCUCCAUGGACCAGAUGACAGCCAUCACUGACAGUGCAGAAAGCUGCGAGCAACAAAUCGCCUACAGCUGUCGCAUGUCCAGACUGCUCAACACUCCAGAUGGGACUCCCUACACAUGGUGGGUGGGUCGUGGCAGUGAGAAGCACUUCUACUGGGGGGGUUCAUCACCAGGCAUCCAGAAAUGUGCCUGUGGUAUGGACAGGAACUGCACCGACCCAAAGUACGACUGCAACUGUGACGCUGAUCACAAACAAUGGAGAGAAGAUUCUGGUCUCCUGAUUAAUAAAGAACACCUGCCUGUCAGCCAGGUUGCCGUGGGCGACACUAACAGACCAGGCUCUGAGGCCAAGCUGACCGUUGGAGCACUCCGCUGCCAAGGAGACAAUAACUACUGGAACGCCGCCUCAUUCACCACCCCGUCAUCCUACCUGCACUUUGCCACCUUCCAGGGCGAGACCAGCGCUGACAUCUCCUUCUAUUUUAAGACCAGCGCACCGUACGGUGUCUUUCUGGAGAAUCUGGGCAACACUGACUUCAUCCGUUUGGAGCUCAAAUCCUCAAAUGUUGUCUCCUUUUCCUUCGAUGUCGGAAACGGACCUGUAGAGCUGACUGUCCACUCUGCCACACCCAUUAAUGACGACCAAUGGCAUCGCGUGAUGGCGGAGAGGAACGUCAAAGAGGCGGUCCUUCAGGUUGAUCAGACGUACCGGGCGUCUCAUCUCGCACCUGCACAGGGACACACAAGACUAGAGCUGUUCAGCCAGCUCUAUGUGGGUGCUGCAGGAGGCCAGAGGGGCUUCCUGGGAUGUAUCCGAGCCCUUCGGAUGAACGGCAUCACCCUGGAUCUGGAGGAAAGGGCCCAGGUGACCCCUGGUGUAAAGCCUGGCUGCCAAGGUCACUGCACCAGCUUUGGGAUGUACUGCAAAAAUGGAGGGAAGUGUGUGGAGAAAUACAAUGGCUACUUGUGUGACUGUACUGACACGGCGUAUGACGGGCCGUUCUGCACCAGAGACAUCGGAGGUUUCUUUGAGGCAGAAACGUUGGUAAAGUACAGCUUCAUGCCUGAAGAAGGAGCCAGCAGGGACUCGAAGGUGGAGGCCCACCAACAAACGCCACAGGAAGUGAAUCUAACAAAGGAGGAAGUGGUCUUCAGUUUCAGCACAUCCUACGCUCCAGCUAUUCUGAUGUACAUCAGCUCCAAGACACAGGACUACCUGGCUGUGGUUUUAAGGCAAAAUGGUUCACUGCAGGUACGGUACAACCUCGGAGGUCUGAGGGAUCCGUUUUCUAUAGAUGUGGAUCAGCGCAACCUGGCAAAUGGACAGCCACACAGCAUCAACAUGUCCCGUGUUAACAGAAGCAUCACCAUCCAGUUGGAUCAUUACCCUCCUGUCAGCUACCAACUCCCAGACGCCUCAGACACACAGUUCAACCUGGUCAAGACUCUGUUCCUGGGCAAAGUCUUUGAAACUGGACACAUAGACCCGAUCCUCAUCGAACAAUACAACACCCCAGGCUUCAUCGGGUGUCUGUCCAGGGUGCAGUUUAAUGGAGUUGCUCCCCUCAAGUCUGCACUGAGAACUGCAGCAAAGCCCACAGGUGGUCAGCCAGGCAGACCACCUGCAGCCUCCCAAGUAUCUUUUCAGGGGAAACUGGUGGAGUCUAACUGUGGGGCAUCACCGCUCACCAUCCCACCCAUGUCUGCUGCAACAGAUCCCUGGCAUCUGGAUAACACAGAUGCUGAAUUCCCUUUCAAUGAGGAGAGAGUGAUUCCUGCUGGAGUCAACAGAGACUCAGCCAUUAUUGGAGGCAUCAUCGCUGUGGUCAUUUUCAUCAUCUUAUGUACGCUGGUGUUCCUCAUACGCUACAUGUUCCGUCACAAAGGAACCUACCACACCCAUGAGUCCAAGGACAGCAGGGAGUCUGCAGGAGAGUCAGCAGACACAGCCAUCAUUGGCACCGACAACCCAGAGAACAUCGACGACUCAAAGAAGGAGUGGUUCAUCUAGCAGUUAAGAAAGGACUUUAUGUGAGAUGACCUGUUGGAUUAAUUGAGUAUUUGUCAAAGUGUGAAGCAUGUCCCCCCUUCAGUUGGUGCAGAGACCUGACAGGGGGUGCAUGUGGUUGGGGAGAGCAUGAACUUUGGAACUAAUAUCGCGAGGUAGUAAUCUUUCCACAGAGGAAUAAUAAACUGGUUGCAUACUUGCAAUGGUGUUCAUUCAAACACAGGACACUGUGUGAGGAAUAAUUGUUUUGCAAGUUCAUCCUGGACAGUUUUUUUCUGCAAACAGCUGUAUUUAUUAAGCCUCUAAUCUGAUUGAGAGUGGACUGAAGUGAGGAGACUGUGUGGAAGUUUUCACAGAUGAUGCACAGACCACUGCAGGGAAAGGGACAGGACCACAGGUACUGAUCAAGAGAGUCUCACCAAAUGUGCAUUGGACACGAUGGGCUUUACACAGAAAGAUACUUGCUUCACAGCAGAUAAGCCCUGAAGUGGACGAGACAUUGAAUAAUGGAUUCUGUAAGCGUGGCAAGUUUCACCAAGUAUCUGAAAGCCCAGCUGCUCUCUAUGCUUUACGAGGAUCUGAACAUACUGCUGUGUUGUUUCACAGCAAAGCAAGAUGGAUCUCACGAGUUAAAGUGUUGUCAUGAGUCUUUGAGCUCAUUGCAGCUACUAAUGCAAUGAUAAGCCUUUUUCAUCUUGUUGCCAAAUAUCUGCAUUUUCUUUUUUGUAGAGAAAGAACUUUAUUUUUGGCAAAGUGAUUGUAAAUUUUAUUCAAGUUUUGUGUAUUUUGGGGGAUAAAGAACACAGACUGAUAAAGUGAUCAAAGUGGUUUGAUGAUAUUUAACAGAUUUUUUUCUUUUCUUGUAAUAUGAUUACA
Molecule: messenger RNA, 4362 nt
Organism: Cheilinus undulatus (humphead wrasse)
Lineage: Eukaryota; Metazoa; Chordata; Actinopteri; Labriformes; Labridae
Product: contactin-associated protein-like 2
Exons: 23
Coding region: 106-3489 (1127 amino acids)
Source: RefSeq, a predicted model, not a curated record